Sus scrofa (pig) is the source of this 3354-nucleotide messenger RNA. RefSeq names its product SUMO specific peptidase 2 (gene SENP2). NCBI's taxonomy places the organism in Eukaryota, Metazoa, Chordata, Mammalia, Artiodactyla, Suidae. The record is from RefSeq and is a predicted model, not a curated record. Gene Ontology annotation, biological process: proteolysis; protein desumoylation. Gene Ontology annotation, molecular function: deSUMOylase activity. Gene Ontology annotation, cellular component: nucleus.
CGGGCGGGAGGAGGUGACGUCAGGAGCGGUGGCUAGCGGGGGCCUCCUGUAGCUCAAGGGACGUUGUAUCUGUGGGCCCUAGGACCGCGUCACAACUCGGCGACUGAGCCUUGGCGGUGGUGGCCGAGGCGGAGAAGGCGGCAGCGGCGGCGACAGCUCUGGGGUUUGCGUCUCGGGGUGUGUCGGCCGCCGCUGCUGCUUGGGCCUGGUAUGUACAAAUGGCUGGUUAGGAUUCUCGGCACCAUUUUCCGUUUUUGUGACCGGCCGGUGCCCUCUUCCCGGGCUCUCCUGAAGAGGCGGCGCUCGAACAGCAGUCUCUUUUCUACAGUGGACACUGAUGAAGUACCAGCCAAAAGACCAAGAUUAGGUAUUAAAUAUUAAUUAAAAAAAUAGCUUUUUCAAUAGGAAAAAUAUAUGUAUGGACAAAAUUCAAAAGAUAAAAAGUAUAUACAGUGAAAAAUUGCUUUAUUCACCAAGUGAAAACCAGUCUCUACAAUGCUGCCAGCUUAUUUGGAUUCCCAUUCCAGCUGACCACAAAACCCAUGGUAACCUCUGCUUGUAAUGGCACACGGAAUGUGGCCCCUUCAGGAGAGGUAUUUUCGAACUCUUCAUCUUGUGAACUGACAGCUUCUGGAUCCUGGAACAACAUGCUGAAACUGGGUAAUAAAUCUCCUAAUGGAAUAAGUGACUAUCCAAAGAUCAGAGUGACAGUAACUCGAGAUCAGCCACGUAGAGUCCUGCCUUCUUUUGGUUUUACUUUGAGCUCAGAAGGCUAUAACAGAAGACCAGGUGGCCGUCGCCAUAGCAAAGGACAUCCAGAGAGUUCCUUAACUUGGAAACCUCAGGAACAGGUUGUAACAGAGAUGAUUUCUGAAGAGGGUGGCAAGGGUCUGAGGCGUCCCCAUUGUACUGUGGAGGAGGGUGUUCAAAAAGAGGAAAGAGAGAAAUACCGAAGGUUAUUGGAACGCCUUAAAGAAGGUGGUCAUGGAAACUCCGUUCCUCCUGUAACUUCAACUCAUCAUGGUUCUCAAAGAAGUCAGAUGGACACAUUAAAGACCAAAAGCUGGGGGGAAGAGCAAAGUCAUGGAGUCAGAACAACUCAAUUUGUUCCAAAACAAUAUAGAGUCGUUGAAACAAGAGGACCUCUGUGUUCAGUGAGAAGCGAAAAGAGUUUUUUCCUCAGGUGUUCAAAGGGGAAAAUUUCUGAUACAGAGAAGACAGUUGGAAUCAGACUAGACAAUGAAAGUAGGAGGGGACACCAGCUGGAACCUGACCUGUCUGAAGAAGUAUCAGCCCGACUCCGCCUAGGCAGUGGAAGCAAUGGCUUACUCAGGAGGAAAAUGUCAAUACUUGAGACAAAAGAAAAAAAUUGCUCAGGCAAAGAGAGGGAUAAGAGGACGGAAGAUCUUCUUGAACUUACAGAGGACAUGGAAAAAGAAAUCAGUAAUGCUCUAGGUCACGGCCCACAGGAUGAGAUUCUAAGUAGUGCUUUCAAAUUGCGAAUCACUCGAGGAGAUAUCCAGACCUUGAAGAACUAUCACUGGCUCAAUGAUGAAGUCAUUAAUUUUUACAUGAAUCUUCUGAUGGAAAGAAAUAAAAAACAAGGGUAUCCAGCACUUUAUGCAUUCAGUACUUUCUUCUAUCCAAAAUUAAAGUCUGGGGGUUACCAAGCAGUGAAAAGAUGGACCAAAGGGGUCAAUCUCUUUGAACAGGAACUUAUUCUGGUGCCUAUUCAUCGAAAGGUACAUUGGAGCCUGGUGGUGAUAGACCUGAGAAAAAAGUGUCUUAAAUAUUUGGAUUCUAUGGGACAAAAGGGCCACAGGAUCUGUGAGAUUCUCCUUCAGUAUUUACAGGAUGAAAGUAAGACCAAAAGAAAUAUUGAUCUGAAUCUUUUAGAGUGGACCCACUAUAGCCUGAAGCCACAUGAGAUUCCUCAACAGUUGAAUGGGAGUGAUUGUGGAAUGUUUACUUGUAAAUAUGCAGAUUAUGUCUCUAGGGACAGACCUAUCACAUUUACUCAGCACCAGAUGCCUCUCUUCCGGAAGAAGAUGGUGUGGGAAAUCCUUCAUCAGCAGUUGCUGUGAAAAUGCCCUGCCCAGUCCCUCCAGCUACUGGUGGUUCUUUCACGGAUGGACAUUUCCAUAUACCUCAUGUAUUGUGGGUUAAAAAGUCCCUGCAUCACCUCCAUUCUCUCACAGGUACUGAGCUGUCAGAAGUGCAUGAAGGCCUCUCUCUGCACCGUAGUCCUGACUUGGUGUGCGGAGGGCUGCUUGCAACCCAGUUUAAAGGCUGUGCCUGCUCAGAGCCCUGGACUCUUCAACCCACACAAGAACAAACGCUAAUUAGUACUUUUUUUUUUUAAAGUUUUUUUUUUUCCCUAUGAAUGUGGGAAAUGCAGGAUUUAUUCUAUGAUUUGUUUUCUCUGUGUGUUUGUUCACGUGUAUUCAUUUGCUCACUCAUUUGCAAACAUAAUGGGCAGUGGCUGUUUUCUGCUGCUCUUUUAAAGUUAACUCUUAAUUACUUUUUUGAACUAUUUAUUUCUGAAAGGAAUGUUAAUCAAGUUGCCACUCCCUGCUGAAGAUCGGGAGGGAUAUUGCGGGGGGAGGAAGAAAGUGUUAAUUAACUUCUCUUAUGAUCGAUCGCCAGAGCAUUAACUGCCAACUUGAAGCUGGAGGUCUUCCUUUGAGGCUUGAAAAUACUGGGAGAAGCUCUGUGGUGCAGGGCUCUGGUUGCCUUUCAGAGGAAGUCCCACGCUACAGCAUUGGCACAGUGUCAUGGAAAAGUGGGACUGUGGCCAAGGAACUCUGGCUAUCCAAGUGUCUUCAGAAGAGUGUUGUGGUCAUCUUAAAGAGACUUCCCUUUCUGGAAAUGAGGUGACUUGGCUACUCUUGAAACUGGAUUUGAAGUAACUGUAAACCCUAAAUCUUCAUUUUCAUCCCAGAUCUGGUUGAGUAUAAACCUCAGAUAUGUAAGGGCUGGCCGGAGCUGUUUAUUUCAAAAGAUACUGUUCAAUUUAAAGCUAUUUUUCGUCAGAGGUUUUUUGUUUUUUUUUUCUAUAUAUAAAGCUGAAAUUAAGUUUUGUACUCAUUAGGAUUUACAUCUCCUCUCCCCAUUCCACCCCCACUGAAAUCUGUGCAAGAAAAUUUAGUACUUGGCUCUGAGGUUGCCAGUUAUCAGUAAUCUAUUUUGCAUAUGAAAGUUUGUAUUUAACUGUUUUCUUCAUUAAAAACCUUACAGUGGUUACGCAUAUUUAAUUUCAGAAAAUUUAGAGUUGGUCAGAACAUAUUUUGCAAGAUCUAGAGCCUAGCGUUGCUUUUUCGAUGUAAUAAAAGGUUGUCUGGCAGAACCUGAAAA